UAGGGAAAUAAUUGAAAAUGAAGAAAAGCUCCAAGUUGGUAUGCUUUCCAUUGUGAUGAAGCAAUAAGCAUCCACAUCUUACAUCUAGCUAGCAAGCAAGCUACUUGGUUGUGGUGUGUUCUAUCUGUGUCUCUAAUCUUCUCUCCUCUUCUCCUCUUUUCUCUCUCUUCAAGAUCAUGGGUUCCUCCUCUAGUAGACCCGCCACUCGCCCUUCUGCUUCUUCUACUCACAGGGUCAACCGCUUCAGAUUAUCGUCUCUUCUAUGUGGCACCUCCACCUCUCGCUCCAUUCAUCAGAUGGAAGAACAUUCAUCUGAACUUCAGGUUCAUUUAGCAAGAAAUUUUGAUGGUGAAAUUCAUAAAGUCACUGAGGAAUCAUCUUUAUCAUGUACAGAAGCUAGAAUUAGCUGCAGUCCCCCUGCUGAAACUUCAACUUCAUCUGAUAUGAGAACGGAAUUCCAUGGGAAUACUAGUGCUGGAAGUUCUUAUCGAAACGUUGCAACACAGAGUCAGAGGAACUGCUUGUCUGAACACGAGGAGCAAGCCCCUCCUUGUCAGGUAAGUGCUGGUCAUAGUGGUCGUGAAUCAUAUAGUGAUAGUAGCAACACAGCUAGUACUUCAUUUGUAGCACAGCAGUCUUCAGAUCCAGUCUCUGUAACUGUUUCUGCUAACAAGGAUGUAGUUAAUGACGUUAAUAAUCCAGUUGUUAGAGGUGGUGUCUCUCAAGUCUCUCAGGAGACAGUGCAUCAAAGAAGUUCAUCCCCUCAGGAGCGUGUGAAUUUCAGUUCUGGGGAAAUUUCUGUUGAGAAUCACACUAGUGCAUUCAUAUCUAUCCAAAAUUCUUCCAACUUUGUUUCUCAAGGUUCCAACUCAGCAGCAACUUCUCAAGGACCAGAAGAAGAACCAUGCCGUGAGACAAUACCUUCAGGUUUAGGUAUUCUUGUAUCCAAUCGGGAAAGAGGAACAGGAAAUGAUAGUGUGCUUCAAGUUGACGUGGUUACAAUAUCUUCCAACAUUUUGUCUGGAAGCAAUGCCGAUGCCAAUGAUCAUGACGCCAGAAGGAACGGUAGAAGAUUAUUUUGGGAUGCUUUUUCACGGCGUAGUUCUAGAAGGCUUGGUGAUUCUCCAACCAUUGUCUUCUCUACCGGAGGUGCCGAUGAUCCUGGAUCUCAAGAUCGAUGGCUAGUUGAUUUCGGUGGUGAUUUGUCAAAUGAUGGAGUUGGAGGAGCUUCUGCAUAUAUGGGCAGCAGAAUUCACAGAUUGAAUGAACGAAGAAUGCGGCACUCAAGAUCUGAGAUCUGGGAUAGGCUUCGUGGCGGCUUUGACGAGAUUGGGCGAUGGAAUUCAUGUCCACUAGGACUCCAUGCAGAUGGCAUGUGCUCAUGUGAGUCUUCCCCAAUGGCUGAGGAAUCAAGCACUCGAGCAAGUAUUUCAAGAAUAGUCAUGCUGGCUGAGGCUUUGUUUGAGGUUUUAGAUGAAAUCCAUCGGCAACCGGGAUCACUGUCUCUAUCCAUGGUCUCACUCCCUGCCCCUGAAUCAAUUGUUGAUUCCUUUCCCCUGAAAUCUCACAAAAAGGUUGAAAUGGCUGAAGGAGGCAAUGAUGUUGAACAAUGUUACAUAUGUCUGGCGGAGUACGAAGAAGGGGACCAAAUACGAGUUCUUCCUUGUCUCCACGAGUAUCACAUGUCAUGUGUGGAUAAGUGGCUUACAGAAAUACACGGUGUAUGUCCUCUGUGCCGUGGAAAUGUCUGUGGAGGGUUCACAGAGUCUUCUGCCAACUCAGAAGUGCAAUCUCACUGAAAUUGUACAUAAAAUGUAAAUAUUUAAAUUUAGACCAAGCUUCCAUUUGGGUCCUCUUAAAGAUACACACUUCACAUCAACAUUGUUCAAGCUAUUGUCAUACAUAAACUUCACCAAGAGACUGUUUUGGUGUCACCGAAAAUCUUCAAAGGACUAACUUGGCAUCACA
Vigna umbellata (rice bean) is the source of this 1968-nucleotide messenger RNA. RefSeq lists its product as uncharacterized. NCBI's taxonomy places the organism in Eukaryota, Viridiplantae, Streptophyta, Magnoliopsida, Fabales, Fabaceae. The record is from RefSeq and is a predicted model, not a curated record.